UAUCAAACGGAGAAGUCCACGGAAUCCUCGCAUUGUUGUUUACAAAAUUUGUUGCUUUACCAUCAACGUUCUGGCAACCAUGAUAAAACGAAAACCGGCACUUGCCGGUCUACAAUAACUUAAUACGCUGUCGGUUGCUCUUUCACCCGGUAACAAAACUCGACACGUGUCAUCUCCCUUUUCCUAAUAAAAUUUCGGCCCUUCAUCUUUUCCACCACAACUCACCCCCUCUUCUCUUCCUCACUCUAAAACCACCACCCAAUUCUCCCCUGGCGGUGACGGCUGACGACGCCCACGGUCACAGUCACCACAUUUUCUAUACCUAAUUUAUUUUUAUUUUACUCUGAUGCUUCCUCUUUCGGGUAACUCCUCGCCCGCCGAGCACCAUCCGAAGAAAUUCAAAGCAUCCUCUGAGUUUUUCGAUAGGAAGAAUUCCUUCAACUCCUUGUUACAGCAGUUUCAUCAUCAACAAUCUCGGUUAUGGCUUCUACUUGUAAUCCUCUUCCUUCAGAUCCUCCUCCUCUUCACCAUCCGCUAUCUCCCUCUUCCUCUCCCACCAGCGCUUUCCUCCUCCACUAACCAACAACUCCACCGCUUCCCUUCCGUCGCCGUCUCCCCCGCCGACAUUGACGGCGGAAAUUGCAAAAACGGCAGGAUCUUCGUUUACGAUUUGCCGAAGCUGUUUAACCAAGACAUUCUCGAAAACUGUGAUAAUCUGAAUCCAUGGAGCUCGAGCUGUAGCGCGAUGGCAAACGGUGGAUUCGGCCAGAAAGCGGAUUCCUUGGCCGGGAUUAUACCGGAGAAUCUUCUUCAGUCGUGGUAUUGGACGGACCAAUUCGUAACGGAGAUUAUUUUCCAUAAUCGGAUUUUGAAGCAUAAAUGCCGUGUUUUAGAGCCGGAAUCAGCUACGGCGUUUUAUGUACCGUUUUACGCUGGACUCGCAGUGGGGAAAUUCCUCUGGACGAAUUCAACCCCGGAGGAACGGGAUCAGCAUUGCCGUUCGAUUCUGAAAUGGCUAUCCGAUCAAGAGUAUUACAAAAGAUCCAACGGCUGGGAUCAUUUCAUUACAAUGGGACGUAUCACAUGGGAUUUCCGGAGGAGUAAGGAUAAAGAUUGGGGAUCGGGUUGUAUUUAUUUACCCGGUAUGAGAAAUAUAACCCGACUUUUGAUAGAGCGAAAUCCAUGGGAUUAUUUUGACGUCGGUGUACCUUACCCCACAGGAUUCCACCCCAAAUCCCUAAACGACAUAUCGGCUUGGCAGGAGUUUAUACGCACGCGCCGUCGUACUCACCUCUUCUGUUUCGCCGGAGCCACCCGCGCCGCUUUCCACAAUGACUUCCGAGCGAUGCUUCUCCACCAGUGCAAGAACUCCACCGGAGAGAAAUGCCGCGUUGUCGAUUGCGCUGGCAGCCGUUGCUCUAACGGCACGUCAGCGAUUCUGGAGACAUUUCUCACCUCAGACUUCUGCCUUCAGCCGAGAGGAGACAGCUUCACGAGGCGGUCCAUCUUCGACUGCAUGGUGGCCGGAGCGAUUCCGGUUUUCUUUUGGCGACGAACGGCGUAUUAUCAGUACGAGUGGUUCUUACCGGGCGAACCGGAAAGUUACUCGGUUUUUAUAGACCGGAACGCGGUGAAGAACGGGACAACCUCCAUUGAAGCGGUUCUGGAGAGGUUCAGUAGAGAGGAAGUGAAGGAGAUGAGAGAGAGAGUGAUCGAGUCAAUUCCGAAGUUCAUUUACGGCACCGGCGAAGUUAGAGACGCGUUGGACGUGGCCGUUGAAGGGGUUUUGAGGAGGUUUAAAGAGCAAGAAGAAUGGGAAUACAAGUGGAAAUAAGGUAGAGUGUGAGGGCAGAAAUGCAAAUGAAGAAGAGAAAAGGGAAAUUGGAAAAGCUUUUUAGUUUUUCUUUUUUUAAUUUUUUUAAUGCUAUUAGUAUAUAUAGUUAGGAAUAAUGAUAAUAACAAUAAUAAUAAUAAUAUACGAUUCUUUUGGUAUGAAGGUUGUAAACUAUAGGGGAAUAAAAUUUUGGAGUGUAAUUUUAUUUGAGGGGCUUUAAAGUUAAAAAAAGUGGGGGUAGGGGUAAAAUUGCAAAAAAGAGAAAAAGGGGAAAAGGGAAUUUUGGGGAUAAAGUUGUAGAAGGGCCCAGAAGUUGGGUUGUUUUUGGCAUAAUGGAAAAUUGGAUUUAUUAUGUAUACUAAAAAGUUAUGUGGUGUUAAUUUGAUAAGAAAAUGAAAUAGUGUCUUGGUUUUCAUAA
Cucumis sativus (cucumber) is the source of this 2252-nucleotide messenger RNA. RefSeq names its product xyloglucan galactosyltransferase XLT2. Gene Ontology annotation, biological process: xyloglucan biosynthetic process. Gene Ontology annotation, molecular function: galactosyltransferase activity. The transcript has a single exon. Lineage: Eukaryota; Viridiplantae; Streptophyta; Magnoliopsida; Cucurbitales; Cucurbitaceae. The record is from RefSeq and is a predicted model, not a curated record. Bases 347 to 1834 code for a protein of 495 amino acids.